UUGCACGCGACAGACGUGUGUCUAGGUUAACCGUAAACUUUACGUGAGAUGCAGUGAUUAGAUAGAAUAAACAUUCGUGAAUUGGUGACAAUUAUUGACAUUAUGGUGACUGGAGUGGCUGGCACGCAGGCUCAUCCUGCAAACAUGAGCUCAAAUGGAGACCAGAAAAAAGGAGACAAUAGAAGAAGCAACAAGCCGAUAAUGGAAAAAAGGCGUCGCGCGCGCAUCAAUAAUUGUCUCAACGAGCUCAAGGCGCUGAUCCUCGAUGCGAUGAAAAAAGACCCCGCCAGGCAUUCGAAGCUUGAGAAGGCGGACAUUCUGGAGAUGACGGUAAAGCAUUUGGAAGGUUUGCGAACAGAAGGCACCGGGUCACCUGACAGGUUCAAGGCUGGAUAUCGUCAUUGUGUAUCUGAGGUUGCGAAAUUCCCGGGUCUUGAGAAUGGAUUGAAAAGGCGACUAGUGAGACACUUGGAAGGAUGUGUUAAUGCAACAGGAAGCAGACCCGCUGCGGCGCCUACUCCUCCCUCUGAUGUCGAAGACGUUAAUCCUCCACAGCACUCGGCCAUUUUUAUCUCGGCAGGUGCUGGUUCUGGCGUACGCUUGGUGCCCACGCGUCUACCCAACGGAGACAUCGCUCUUGUACUACCAGCUGGAGUCAACGCUGGCACCCUAAGCGCCGUACCUUCUCUUGUACCUUUGUCGCCUCGAGGUGCAUCAUCGGCCGCGUCAGAGCCGCGAUGUUUUUCCCCCGCUAGCUCAGGCUGGGAUACACCCCCACCACCUACAGAGGAAUCAUCGCCUUUGGCGUUAGUUACUCGAAGACCCGCUGAAGAAAAGCCUUGGAGACCCUGGUGACACUCCCUUCAUUCCUUUGCCUUAUCUGUGAUACAUAAUAUUUAAAGUAUAGUAGCUUAAAUUGAUCUGACUAGUUGCGAAGUUUUGCUUGCUUCUUCUUCUGUCUUUAAUUUGAAAUAAUUCUUCCAUGAGCAUAGCAUUACGAUCAUGACGUUGUGCCUUUAAUGUUCUAUAUUAGGACAGCCUAAUGUCGAACAUCAAAGUUAUUUUACAACACCAUAAAUUAAUCAGGUUGUGGGGGCCAUUAUGACCCAGGUCAGAUCAUUUUAGCGCUAUAUGCGUAGUAUAAUAACUUGUAGGUGGUUUAUAAGUGAUCGAAAGUUCCUAUUAAUUAAUUCGUGGUCAGUUGUAUUAGUAUCGCCAUUUAUAUAGGUCUUCCCUUAGGUUAAGAUUGUAAAAUUUUGUGUAUGACAUCUAUGGCAGUAUUUCACAGAGAGGGACGAUGUGUCCAAUAUAUUAAAGUAUAUGUUGCACUUAGUGCCAUAUUAUAUUAGAUUGUGAAUGUUGAAUUAAUAGAGCACGCAUUCUUUGUAUAAUCUAAUUAUAAUGUACUAACUAUACGAUCUUUGAAUUCGACGUAGAGUGUUCAAAUCUGUGCAUCAACGAAAUAUUUCUAUAUAAGACCGUGGAAAACAUCGCGUGGAAACCGGACAUUAAAGACCUACGUCAUUCGCGAAUCAGCGCCGGUAGUAUGUGAUUGCCAAUAAGAUGGUGAAUCCGAUGCCAAUGGUCAGUUUUUGUACAAAUUAGUACGGAAAGAACUACAUCGAGAUUGUAUACCAAUGCGUCGGGUUCGGUGUCGCUAUUGAUAGUUACAGUGCCUCUUAAACGCUGUUAAAUAUUAUUAAAAAAAUGUUUAUCACGCGUAAAUUGAACUCAUUAUAAUAGAUACGGUAUAUAUAGGCAGGCCUUUUUUAUUACUUCAGGCCCUCUCGAAUCUCUCCUUUGUUUGAAUAAUUUUGAUUAUGAUUAUUAAUGAACAUCUUAAAAGUUCUGUAGUUCUGUGAUUACCAAACGUUUUUAUGUAAAUUUUUCGAUAUUUCCAAAGCUUCUUUUCUUCCUGGCCCUCCUAAAAAGCCCUGCAUAUAUAUUGGGAUCAUUUUCCAACAUUUAACAUUAAAAAUAUUCCUUUAACAGGUAAUGGUCAUUUAGAGAUACUAUCAACUAGAUAUAAAACGUUGUAUUUAAUUAUUUAACUAAGAAUUCUGUGUGCCUUAAAAUAAACAGCAAAGUCAUAGUCUUCCAUUAUAAUUUAUUUUAAGUUGACGAGAUAAAUAUUGCGCUCGUUUAUAACAAAGUGUGUAAAGUAUUUGUUUAAUUAUAACUAACAUAUUUUUUAGUUUAUAGUGUUAAAAUAGUUAUAUUAAACGUACUUAUUGUUACCACGACAUCUUUACCUGACCGGAAAUCCAAUUAAACCACUUAAUCGAAUCGAAACUUUAAAAAUAUAAGUAAAAAUCUGAAUCGCAUUAUUAUGAAUUAACAAGUUAUGUGUACAUUUUUAAUAGCAUUCGCGAUUUUAUAACCAUUUCAAUUUAAUUGUAAAAAUAAACGUCGAUAAAUGUCAAUUUUGUUAUUUAACGUUUUUGUAAUAUAUUAAAAUAUGUGCAUAAAAAUACGGUAGGUAUCUGUACCGGUACCUGUAGUUUUUAUUAUUACUUUACAAAUGUAAGAAGUGAUAUUAUGAUAAGUUUACUCAUAAGUACGAAAAGACAUGUAAUAAACAUUUAAAAUCAU
This is a messenger RNA of Pieris brassicae (large cabbage white), 2592 nucleotides long. It is a transcript of the gene hry, whose product is annotated as protein hairy. NCBI's taxonomy places the organism in Eukaryota, Metazoa, Arthropoda, Insecta, Lepidoptera, Pieridae. The transcript is spliced from 4 exons. Gene Ontology annotation, biological process: regulation of neurogenesis; anterior/posterior pattern specification; regulation of transcription by RNA polymerase II. The record is from RefSeq and is a predicted model, not a curated record. Gene Ontology annotation, molecular function: RNA polymerase II cis-regulatory region sequence-specific DNA binding; protein dimerization activity; DNA-binding transcription factor activity, RNA polymerase II-specific. Gene Ontology annotation, cellular component: nucleus. Bases 103 to 855 code for a protein of 250 amino acids.